AUGACGUCGAAAGCGUCGACCCCCGAUUCGGAGAUAAGUGCCCCGGAAGAUAACUGUUAUCGCCUGGUCGUGCUCGGGUCACCUAAGGUCGGGAAGACGGCGAUCGUCAGUCGCUUCCUGACGGGAAAAUUCGACGACGGUUAUACGCCCACCAUUGAGGACUUUCACAGAAAGAUCUACAAGAUCAAAGGCCAGGUCUACCAGCUCGAUAUCCUUGAUACGUCAGGCAACAAUCCAUUUCCCGCCAUUCACAAGCUAUCGAUACUCACAGGUGAGCUUGUCGUCUGCUUUCCUCUUGAUAAACAUGCCUUCACGAUUUUCUGUGAAAGCGUCGACCCUUGCAUCAAAGCGGGAAAACACUAA
This is a messenger RNA of Strongylocentrotus purpuratus (purple sea urchin), 363 nucleotides long. RefSeq names its product dexamethasone-induced Ras-related protein 1-like. The record is from RefSeq and is a predicted model, not a curated record. Bases 1 to 363 code for a protein of 120 amino acids. The transcript has a single exon. Lineage: Eukaryota; Metazoa; Echinodermata; Echinoidea; Camarodonta; Strongylocentrotidae. Gene Ontology annotation, molecular function: GTPase activity; GTP binding.